UAGGCGUCUCCACCUAUCCCGGUAGCUGGGACCUACUGGGAGUCAGCAGCCACGCGAGCCGGAGCUGGGUCAGGCUUGCUGGGAGAGCAGGAGGAGAUGGAGGCCAGAGAAGGAAAGGAGCGCUUUCUGAAACAAAGGCAAGUCUUGAUAUUCUUUGUUUUGCUGGGCAUAGCUCAGGCUGGUUCCGCGCCUAGGCAUUAUUCAGUGGCCGAGGAAAUGGAGAGCGGCUCCUUUGUGGCCAAUUUGUUAAAGGACCUGGGAUUGGAGGUAGAUGGGCUAGCUGCGCGAGGGGCCCGCGUCGUUUCCAAAGGGAAAAAAACGCGUUUGCACUUGGAUAGGCAGACCGGGGAUUUGUUGUUAAAUGAGAAACUGGACCGGGAGGAGCUGUGCGGCCCUACCGAGCCCUGUGUGCUACCUUUCCAGGUGUUACUGGAAAAUCCUUUGCAGUUUUUUCAGGCUGAGCUACGGAUUAGGGACAUCAAUGAUCAUUCCCCGGUUUUCCUGGACAAAGAAAUAAUUUUGAAAAUCUCAGAAAUUAUCACUCCCGGGACUGCUUUCUUAAUAGAAUGUGCCCAGGAUUUAGAUGUGGGAAUCAACGGUCUCCAAAGUUACACAAUCAGUCCCAAUUCCCACGUCCAUCUUAAAUUACAAAACAGUUCCGACGGCAUAAUAUUACCACAGCUGGUGCUGGACAAAGCGCUGGACCGCGAGGAACAGUCUGAGAUCAUGCUAACUCUAACGGCGCUGGAUGGCGGGACGCCACCCCGGUCUGGCACCGCCCUGGUCCGCAUUGAAGUCUUGGACAUCAAUGAUAAUGCCCCGGAAUUUGCAAAGUUGCUCUAUGAAGUUCAGGUUCUGGAAAACAGCCCCAUUGGAUCCCAGGUUGCUAUGGUCUCGGCUAGAGAUUUAGACAUUGGAGCCUAUGGAGAAAUAUCUUAUGUCUUCUCCCAGGCUUCGGAAGAUAUUCGCAAAACUUUUCGAAUAAAUGCAAAAUCAGGAGAGCUCCUUUUAACACAGAAACUGGAUUUUGAAUCCAUUCAGAGUUAUACAUUAAAUAUUCAGGCGAUAGAUGGUGGGGGUCUUUCUGGAAGUUGUGUGGUGCUUGUCCACGUGAUAGAUCUGAAUGACAACCCUCCGGAACUGACGAUGUCAACGCUUAUCAAUGAAAUCCCAGAAAACUUGCAGGAGACCGUCAUUGCUGUAUUCAGUGUUUCAGAUCCUGACUCGGGAGACAAUGGGAGGAUGGUUUGCUCCAUCCAAGAUCACCUUCCGUUCUUCCUUAAACCCUCCGUUGAGAAUUUUUACACAAUAAUGACAAACACAGCCCUGGACCGAGAGAUGAGAUCUGAGUACAACAUCACCAUCACCGUCACCGACUUGGGGACCCCCAGGCUGAAAACCCAGCACAACAUCACCCUGCUGGUGUCCGACGUCAACGACAACGCCCCCGCCUUCACCCAAACCGCCUACACCCUGUUCCUGCGCGAGAACAACAACCCCGCCCUGCACAUCGGCAGCGUCAGCGCCACAGACAGGGACGCGGGCGCCAACGCCCAGCUCACCUACUCGCUGCUGCCGCCCCACGACCCGCGGCUGCCCCUGGCCUCGCUCGUGUCCAUCAACGCGGACAACGGCCACCUGUUCGCCCUGAGGGCGCUGGACUUCGAGGCGCUGCAGGCGUUCGAGUUCCGCGUGGGCGCCACGGACCGCGGGUCGCCCGCGCUGAGCAGCCAGGCGCUGGUGCGCGUGCAGGUGCUGGACGCCAACGACAACGCGCCCUUCGUGCUGUACCCGCUGCAGAACGGCUCUGCGCCCUGCACCGAGCUGGUGCCCAGGGCGGCCGAGCCGGGCUACCUGGUGAGCAAGGUGGUGGCGGUGGACGCAGACUCGGGCCAGAACGCCUGGCUGUCGUUCCAGCUGCUCAAGGCCACGGAGCCCGGGCUGUUCGGCGUGUGGGCGCACAAUGGCGAGGUGCGCACGGCGCGGCUGCUGAGCGAGCGCGACGCGGCCAAGCACAGGCUGCUGGUGCUGGUCAAGGACAAUGGCGAGCCCGCGCUGUCGGCCAGCGUCACGCUGCACGUGCUGCUGGUGGAUGGCUUCUCGCAGCCCUACCUGCCGCUGCCCGAAGCGGCGGCCGACCCGGCGCAGGCCCACCCGCUGACCGUGUACCUGGUCAUCGCGUUGGCGUCGGUGUCGUCGCUGUUCCUGUUCUCGGUGCUGGCGUUCAUCGCGGUGCGGCUGUGCAGGCGGAGCAGGGCCGCCUGGGUGGGUGGCUGUUCGGUGCCUGAGGGCCACCUUCCGGGCCACCUGGUGGACGUCAGCGGUACUGGGACCCUGUCCCAGAGCUACCAGUAUGAGGUGUGUCUGAGGGGUGGCUCAGGGACCAGCGAGUUCAAGUUCCUCAAACCCAUUCUUCCCAACUUUCUUGCUCCAGGUGAGGAGAGGGCUAGUGAGGCAAACCCCAGUUUCAGGAAUAGCUCUGAAUUCAGUUAAGAAUUGGUAGGGGUCUACUGACGCUAGUCUCAGUUAAUUUGUGAAAAAUCCUUUUUUUUUUUUUACUGCUUUGCCCAUUGAGGUUGUUUCUUUUUAUUUGAAGUGUAAAUAUCUCAUUUGAAUUCAGUGCACGUUACUAGUGUUUCUAAAUGUGUUGCUUUGUGGUAUAAUGAAUGCUAAUUUUCUUUGUAUUCUCAUUGGCGAUUAGUCUCCCUGUACCUUAAUUCCACUUAAAAUGUGAAAGUAAAUUUUGUCUUCCCAAAAGUCUGAAUUUUAAAGUUAGAGCAUCUUUUUCUAUCCUUCCCUUCCCCAGGGCCUAGGUAAUUUUGCAGUCUUACAUUUUUAAAUGUUUGCUAUUCCUACAGGGUUUUUUUUUCUAUUCUCAAAGGCUAUUGUUUUAUCUUGUGAAGUCACAUUGGCUAAAACUAUUAAUAUAGGUAUAUUCAUGAAAAACAAAGCACUCUGUCACAUUUUUCUAAAUAUUUACUAUCACAAAGUGUCCGUACAUGGAAGUUAUGAUUCUUUAGAGAUGUGAGAACUUUGACUGUUGAGUUCCACAAACCAUUCACAUUGAAAGUAUUCAAUAAAUCAACCACUAAUAUUCCAAACUGUAGUUAAAUGCAUAGCACAUGUCCAGUCAUUUUCAAAGACAUGCUAAUUAUUCAAGCUUUCUAUUUAAAACAACAUUGGAGGGGGGGAAUAUAAAGAAGUAAAACUAUAUUUGCUGAUAAUUUGAUUAUGUAUGUGGAAAACUGUAAAAUAAUUCUCCAAAAAAGUUAUAAUGAGUACACUUAGCAAAGCUGCAGUUUACAAGGCCAGUACACAAAAUUUAAUUAUGUUUAUCAAAUCUCUUGAAUUUUAAGUAGAAAGUUUUUAAUAAUUAAACUGAGAUUUUUAAACGGAGGAAUUGAAAUAAGCAGAGGUUAAUUUUUUUAAAAGAUUUGAGGGAAUGUAUGUCUCUGUCCUUAACCAAAUUUUAGAAACUUCAAAUGUAGUUUAACACUGCAUUUUUUUCAAAAAUUUCUGGAGCAUUUCUGAUUCAAUUGGAAAUAAGCUUGUGGGGAAAUAUGUAUCUUGGUCUGUCUGCUCAUUCCAUUUUUUUUUGCAUGGACUGCUUCUCUUUUCCCUUUCAAUUUCCUACUUUUCAAUGCUUUUUUCUUUUUAGGUGCUUGAAUUAUGUUUUUCAACAGCUCCCCAUUUAUUGCAUGAUUAGCACAAUGACUUGAAGAUUAUAGGUUCUUAAUAAAAUUUUUGAAUGACUGAUUGAAAGAAAGAAAGAAGUGUCUUUAUUUCACCCGUGAUAUAUAUUGAUAUUUAAAUACUCACAGGACAAACUUUUGCUGGAAUUAAGUGCUCUCUGAUGCAUAGUGAAUUUAUAUAUAUAAUAUAUAUAGGUUAAUUGAAGUGAUCACUAUUAUUUGAACACCAUGCAGUUAUCAGUUCUUGGUGUCUCUUUCCUUCAACAUAUUUUUCCUUUUCCCUU
Myotis myotis is the source of this 3976-nucleotide messenger RNA. RefSeq names its product protocadherin beta-2. Gene Ontology annotation, cellular component: plasma membrane. Lineage: Eukaryota; Metazoa; Chordata; Mammalia; Chiroptera; Vespertilionidae. The record is from RefSeq and is a predicted model, not a curated record. Bases 97 to 2493 code for a protein of 798 amino acids. The transcript has a single exon. Gene Ontology annotation, molecular function: calcium ion binding. Gene Ontology annotation, biological process: homophilic cell-cell adhesion.